AAGUACGACUCCACCCCAACCACCAGAUUCUUACGAUACGUUAACGUUAUUUCCAAAAUUUCAUUCCACAACGCGUCUCUUUGUCCAAAGAAACCAACAACCUUCGCAAACAGGCGCUGUCGCUCUGCUCGCGCUGAAAGGUACUCGUCUGCGUCACUGAUUUCGGUAUUUGACGAUACCCGAUCCCCGCUGAAGCGGGCAGUCGAUCAACCAUGCCCCGUCACGUCGACCAAGAUGUACACGCGGCGUUCGUGGAAUUUCGCGCUGGACAGGAUGACAAGUGCAUGUCCGUCCAAUGCAUCUACUGCCAGCAGGUUCGGGCGAAAAACACCACCCGCCAGAAGCAGCACCUUCUUCAGUGCACCGGCUACCUCAACGCCCAUCCCGAUGUUGCCCUCCAGGCGUCAGCAGUAGCAGCCGGCGGUCCAGCUCCGGAUGGAUCCUACGCGCCCGAUGAUGUCUCGGGCCAGCACACCACCCUGAGCUUCAUGCCAAAUCCGCGCAUCAAUGCAUCGCCAAACCAGGACCAGGGUCGCCCGUCGCUGGGACCGGACGGAACGCCUGCACCAAAGAAGCAGAAGACCAAGCAGUCAUCCGGGUCUAACAUGCCCGAGAUUCCUCUGCGCGACGUCCAUGCUGCUUUCGUCGAGUUCAAGGCCAAGGAGGACGACAAGUGCAUCUCUGCGCGCUGCAUUUACUGCAACCAAGUUCGCGCAAAGAACACGUCUCGCCAGCGGGAGCAUCUGCUGGUGUGCCCCGGCUACCAGCCGGUGCUCAAGGAAAAGAUCCCUGCCAACCACCUCCGCCAUCAGUUCGACGAGGAUGAUGUUGCGAGCUCGUUGGCUAUUCCCGCCCCGGCACUUAAUCUCGACUUCCGCAUGAGCAUCAGGGUCAAGCCGAAGAUUACCGUAGGCGGAGGCGCCGGCAACAAUGGCCGGCAGAGCUGGAUCUCGUGCGUCGGUGGCCAGUGGGCCGGUCGCUGGGGCAAAGGCGUCCUUCUGCCGGGCGGUCAAGACACCCAGAUUAUGGUAAAGGACACCGCGACGCAGAUCGACGCCCGGUACCUCAUGCAGACCAGCGAUGAGCAUCCCGCCGUUAUCAUCUGCAAGAUCAAAGGCUGGUGGACCGGCGACCGUGAUGUCAUGGAGAGGCUGCAGGAUCCGGUGGCUGCGGAUAAUGUCGCUGCCCACCGCUACCAGCUCCGAGUGACUAUGGAACUCGAGACGGGCGACGAGCGGUACCAGGAUCUCAAUACGGGUCUGUGGAUUGGAAGCGGAUGUCGCCGGGGUGCAGAGAUUGUGUACGAUGCUUACCGGACUAACUGAGCGUCUUCUUUGCCCUUUUUCCUCUUAUUCUAGGUCCGGCCGUUUACCUUCUAUUCUCGAUUUCCACGGUUAACAGGCUGUCUUCGGUCAUGCAUUUUCACGCUGAGUUUUAUGGCAUCGUGGGAUACGGAAAG
Canariomyces notabilis is the source of this 1459-nucleotide messenger RNA. RefSeq lists its product as uncharacterized. The coding region runs from base 213 to 1325 and encodes 370 amino acids. The transcript has 3 exons. The record is from RefSeq and is a predicted model, not a curated record. Lineage: Eukaryota; Fungi; Ascomycota; Sordariomycetes; Sordariales; Chaetomiaceae.